Portunus trituberculatus (swimming crab) is the source of this 1434-nucleotide messenger RNA. RefSeq lists its product as uncharacterized. The transcript has 10 exons. The record is from RefSeq and is a predicted model, not a curated record. NCBI's taxonomy places the organism in Eukaryota, Metazoa, Arthropoda, Malacostraca, Decapoda, Portunidae. The coding region runs from base 1 to 1122 and encodes 373 amino acids.
AUGGCAGCGGUUAUGGAUGUCUGUGUUGCUCAUAAUGUUGCUUGGUUGGCCGGAACACAAAAGCAGGAGAGGCGGCAGCUGCCCAAAGACAAGAAAACAGUCUUCCGGGCAACGUCCAGCAGCCAGACACUCCCCGCUGUCCCGCCGGCGCUUCGAACCACUGGAAGCUGGACCAACCGUAAAGCUUCAAGUAAAGCUAGUGGAGCGGAGCAGUCUAGUUGCUCUUCAAUCGCCAACAUGGAAUCCCGGGAGAAUAGGUCGUCCACCGACACGGCCCCAUCACUCCAGGACUCCCCUUCAUCGUCAUCAUCGUCAUCAUCGUCAUCAGGAUCCCCGUCGCCGCCAAGGGAACGUAAGCAGUCUUGCUCGCCGCCGCCUCCAAGUCCGGUGACACUUGCUGACGAGCUAUGUUCUCUGCCUCUUGUCAGCCCUGUUUAUGUGAAGGUCAGUGCUGUCCACGCAAAGUUGUGUCGGAUGUUGCCCUUCUUCGCUAUCAUCAGUGCGUGGCUCACCAGUGCUGCAGCAGCGGUGGUGCGUCGCGUCUCCCAAUGUUGCUUGGUCAGGAUCUUAAUUGUUACAAUGGAAAAACCGGUGAUGUGGGCGCUGGGUACAGCAAGAGGCGAGCAUCAGUUGCGGCCCGAGGACCUCACCCAGAAGUUGCUGCGUAGAUUGAAGAAAGAGGUAGUGCAAACAACAUCUAAGGUGGCCCGCCUUCCGUGGCGUGCGACAGUGACCGCUACCGGCAGAACUUGCCACUUUCUCGAGGCUCUCAAGUUUGAUGAACGGCAGCCUUGCUUGGGAGAAGUGUUCAUCAUUGGGCGACUGCAGCAAGUCUACAACCGUACUUUAACCGGCAUUACAAUGCGGCUCAGGACUUGUCACUGUGCCCUGCAAGGACUCCAAAACCGACAAGAGGAUGGAACAGAGGAUCCGAACAACUGUAACAAGAGGAAACGCCAUGAUGACAAUGACGGCGGCCUAGCGUCAGACAGCAGUUCAGAUGAGGAUUCUGGCACUAACUCCAAGUCUGCUCCAGCAGUAGAUGACAGUCAAACUGAUGAAGGAGCAGAGGAAACUAGGAAAAUUUCUCCCGUGGCCGUAAGGGUGACAAGUUACGACUGAGACUCCACCAAGAGCGCAUUCUGUCAGCAAAUGAAAGGAAGGCUGCCAUAAGAGUCCGGCCUUGUUUGCUAAUGAAUCUCACUUUGUGUUGUUUACGGGAUUGCCGUGUUCCAUCGCUGAAGAGGCAUCUAAUGUAAGAGAACCAGUUUCGUAGCAGUACUAAUAAGGGAAGGUCAUUUUUUACCUCCGUGUGUACCAUGAAUUCUUCUGGUCGUGCAGGUUAAAGAUGUUCUAUCAAAUUAAAACAGAGAUAUUGUAUUGAUUUGAAGUAGGUCUUUCUCUGGUUCAGUGUUAAUAAAAAAGAUAUAGAUC